AUGUCAAGGACUUAAAAUGAUGAUGAUAGACCUACAAUUCCUUUGCCUUAAGCUACUGAUUAAAAGAAACAAGAAAAACUAGCAUAUGAAAGAUAGAUGGCUAAAAUUACUUUGUUAAAAUAAACAGAGUAGAAAAAUUUACAUCUUGUAAAAUGUAACUUGAUGUAGGCAGGCUAAAUUAUAUGAGAUGGCAGCAUAGAAUAUAGAGAAUGGAAUCUUAGUAAAGAAAGAAUUAUAGUAAUUAGCAGAUGAGGCUAAAUAAAUAAAAGAUGAAAAGAUGAAAAGUAGAAAGCAGUAAAUUGAAUAUAUAAAAAAAAGUGAAGAGGAUUUUAUUCAAAAAAGGAAGACAGCAUAGAAAUUAGGGUAAAAUCAAUAAGUGAUUUUAGAGAUUCAAUGAAAUAAUCUUAAGUAAAAUAAUAUAAGAGUACUAUGAAAAUGACAUUAAUUAGAACUAGAGAUAGCAUACUUUAAGAGAACCAAAAGAUUAGAGAAGCAUUAUAUUAAGAAGAAAAAGAGAGGAAGAAAAAGAAGGAGGAAGCAAAGAAAUAAGAAGAGAUUAAAUCUUAAUAAUUUUAUAAGGAGAGAGUUUCUUAUGAGAAAUUAAUAGAGGAGAAGCUAAAAAAGACUAGAGAGAAAUUAAUAAAGGAUGAGGAGACUUUGAAAAUUCGUUUAAAGGUAUAUUAUUGAGUAGAUUAUUUAGUAAACAUAAGAUUUGUUAAGUAAAUCUCAAAACAAGUUUAUGGAACUUCAAUCUUGGAGUGGACAGAAGAGAUGA
This is a messenger RNA of Paramecium pentaurelia, 775 nucleotides long. The record is from the annotation of a GenBank genome assembly. NCBI's taxonomy places the organism in Eukaryota, Ciliophora, Oligohymenophorea, Peniculida, Parameciidae.